AUGCCGUCGUCUGCGGACCCGCUUCAAGUCAAGCUUGGAGCGAUACGGCGAGGAUCCCGAAGCUCCCGGAGCUCGUUCGUACUUGAGCACAUCCGAAAUGAAAGUGAACACUAUUGGCAAGCGUACAUAAAGGUCGACGAGCUGUCUACACGCGAGCGUAAAAGUCGAAUUUCAGCGUCGAAUCUCGAGCAAAGUCAAGGUCUUCAAUCGACUGACAUUGAAGACGCUCGAAAAGUAUGCGGGUACAACCGGUUGUCACCUCCCAAGACGAUACCGGACUACAUUCUGUUCUUGCAGCAGUUCCUCAACAUGUUCAUGUUGCUCUUAUCGACUGCUGCAAUCCUCAGUCUGAUCGCGUAUUUCAUCAACAGGUCGACAGAGAUGAAUCUCUACCUGGCUAUCCUCCUGUUCGCUGUUGUGUUUGGUACGUGCACAGCGACAUUUCUUCAAGAACGGUCGACUGGGAAGGCGAUGGAUUCAUUCAAAAACAUGCUGCCAGCUCAGAGUACAGUCGUUCGUGACGGUGUCAGCCAAACUAUCCCGGCUGAAGAACUGGUGGUGGGGGAUCUCGUGUGGGUUCGCAACGGUGACAAAGUUCCAGCAGAUCUGAGGAUUCUUCAGUGUAACAACUUGAAGGUGGAGAACUCCUCUCUAACAGGUGAAUCAGAGCUGAUUAGUCUUACGUCGGAUGCUCAAGAUCAUUCCGUCGCUCAAUUGGAGUGCAAGAACAUUGCGUUCAAUGGCUCGCUGUGCUUUGACGGAGCCGCCUUGGGUUUGGUGCUGACGGUCGGAGACAAGACGGUUCUCGGCCAAAUUGCCAAGCUCUCAACGUCGGCAACCCUUGCUGAAACCAAUAUGCAGCGUGAAGUUAAGGCCUUUGUUCGGUUUAUCGCGAUUCUAGCUUUCGUCAUGGCCAGCAUCCUGUUCAUUCUCGGUGUCGUCCACAAGGACGGAGGAGAUGUUUUGAUCACAUUCGUCGAUGGUUUCCUCGUCAUCCUCGUGGCGAACGUUCCUCAGGGUCUUCACGUCACGGUCACCUCUCUCUUAACCAUUACAGCCGGUCGGUUGGCAGCGAAGAAUGUGUUUGUCAAGCGUCUAGACUGCGUCGAGACACUGGGUUCCAUUUCACUGAUCGCUACCGACAAGACGGGAACGCUUACGAAGAACGUCAUGACGGUCACAGAUAUCUGGGCAGGACGCGAGUUCAUGGCUCAACCAUCCGAGCAAUGCACAGAGAUCGUACCGGAUACUACGACGGACUUUCUGACCGGCAUGACACCCAAAGCUCUUCUUACUCGCGGUGCAGCGCUCUGUAACCGUGCUGCUCCAGACGUCACCCAUCCUUCGAAUAUUCAGAUUACAAUUGAUGAGUCGGUGGAUUCGGGAAGUGAGAAGAAGAGCGAGUCGCCCAUACGCAGUCCGAAGAUCCGAAGUCCUUCGAUGGUACGUAAGCAACGAGCUUUAACUACAACGCGGCAGUACACUGGUAACCCCUCGGAUAUCGCGCUUCUUCGUUUUGCGGAUCUCAAUUUCUCGGCGGACAUAACACGUGACGAGUAUCCACUGAUCUUCGAAAUCCCUUUCAACUCGACCAACAAGUGGCAGCUUGUCGUUGUACCUGCACCAGGUGAAAAGACAACGCAACGGAACUUCGAUGUGUUCAUGAAAGGUGCUCCUGAAGUGAUAAUCAAGCGAUGCAGCACGAUGAUGUCUGCAACCGGGGAGGAAAUUCCGUUAAACGAGGCGCUGGUAAGUGAGUUCUCUCUUGCAUACGAGACGUUUGGACGCAAAGGCCGACGUGUCAUUGCACUGGCAACCCGGCGGUUUGAAGCGUCCAAUACGCACUUUACCGCUGAAGAGGGAAAUUUUCCCUCUGAGAACCUCUGUUUUGUGGGAAUUACCGCAAUUAUGGACCCUCCGCGGGACGAUGUUCCUGACGCAAUUGCGAAGUGUAAGGCGGCUGGUAUCAAGGUGUUUAUGGUUACAGGCGAUCACCCAUUGACAGGACGAGCCAUUGCGAUCGAAAUUGGACUGCUGGACGAUAGUGGGCGUGUUCUAGACUUGCUGGAACCUCCCACUACGAAGAUAUCGGUAAAGCUACCAACCGAUUUCGAUACGUACAAUGGCGCAGUCGUUCACGGUGGCUUCGUUAAUUUGCUGUCUAACGAAGACUUGAAGGCCAUUCUACGCUUGAAUUCGGUGGUGUUUGCUCGCACUACGCCCCAACACAAGCUGCAGAUUGUCAAAGCUAGUCAAGAGAUUGGCGAAUGUGUUGGGGUGACUGGAGACGGUGUCAAUGAUGCUCCAGCGUUAAAGCAAGCGGAUGUUGGCGUGGCAAUGGGAAAGAACGGUAGUGACGUCGCUCGCCAAGCUGCAGAUAUCAUCCUCAUGGACGACAACUUCUCCUCGAUCGUGCGCGGUAUCGAACAAGGACGUAUCAUCUUUGAUAACGUCAAGAAGACGAUUGCGUACACGCUAACGCACUUGUGGCCAGAGAUCUUGCCAUUGGCUAUUUAUCUGGCACUUGGAAUGCCGACAGGUAUGACAGCGCUCCAGAUUUUAAGUAUCGAUCUUGGAACCGAACUUGGACCUGCAGUUUCUAUCGCUCACGAAGGAGGAGAACACGACAUCAUGCAACGCCCUCCACGUAACGUCAAAAAGGACCGACUCAUCUCUAAAUCUCUACUGGUCUACUCGUAUAUUGUCGCUGGAAUGAUUAAUGCAGGCGGCUGCUUGCUCGCUUACGCUGCUGUGUUCUGGCGCAACGAUGUGUCGUUCUCAGAUUUGUUCAUGAGCGCAGAAGAGAACUGGAUCAAAGACGCCGACCCACUAUGUGUCACGGACACAAAAUGUUUGGAUGCUCAAGAUCAGAUGCGUAUACUGGCAGAGGCCUGUGCGUCCUGGUACAUCGCUCUGGUUACGUGUCAAUUCUUCCACAUCUGGAUGGUCAAGACCCGACGCACUUCGGUCAUUAAGGCCAGGAUCUUCAAGAACAUUUUCACUGUGUAUGGUGCAGCGAUGGAGAUUCUGAUCGUUCUGCUGGUCGUGUACGUUCCUGGCAUCCAGUCGUUCUUCGGAACUGCAACUGUGGACUAUGUGCCGUGGCUGAUCGGAUGUGGCGCUGGUAUCGUCACGUGCCUAUACAGCGAAGCCAUUAAGGCUGUCGCGAGACGACAAAUCCCUGGCCAAGAACACCGCCUCGCUCAAUGGGUCGCAUGGUAG
Phytophthora infestans T30-4 is the source of this 3222-nucleotide messenger RNA. Its product is annotated as sodium/potassium-transporting ATPase subunit alpha, putative. Lineage: Eukaryota; Oomycota; Peronosporomycetes; Peronosporales; Peronosporaceae. The record is from RefSeq and is a predicted model, not a curated record. The transcript has 2 exons. Bases 1 to 3222 code for a protein of 1073 amino acids. Gene Ontology annotation, biological process: proton transmembrane transport; intracellular potassium ion homeostasis; intracellular sodium ion homeostasis. Gene Ontology annotation, cellular component: membrane. Gene Ontology annotation, molecular function: ATP binding; ATP hydrolysis activity; P-type sodium:potassium-exchanging transporter activity.